AUGAUUCUUCCAGUGGUGUUCCUGUGUCUCACAGCUGUGCUGUCUCUGUCCACUGGAGAGGAACCUGAGGGUUUCGAUGCUCUGUCAACUAGCAAAGCAGAUCAGCAAAAUCUGAUUGUUGACAGACAUAAUACCCUCAGGAGAGGAGUAAAACCAACUGCCAGCAACAUGUUGAAGAUGGAAUGGUCUCCUCCAGCUGCAAAGAAUGCCCAAAAAUGGGCCAAUCAAUGUUUCUUAAGUCACAGUCCUGCUAACAUGAGGAGAACCACUGUGCAAUGCGGUGAAAACCUUUUCAUGUCAUCUGGCCCUUUCUCAUGGCCAGAUGUUAUUCAGGCAUGGUACAAUGAGGUGAAAGAUUUCAAAUACGGAACUGGAGCAAAAACACCAGGUGCUGUGAUUGGCCAUUACACUCAGGUGGUUUGGUACAAUUCUUAUCAAAUUGGAUGUGCUGUUGCUUUCUGUCCCAACAGUAAAUACAAAUAUUUCUAUGUAUGCCAGUACUGCCCCAUGGGAAAUCUACGAAGUUUGAUUCGGACACCUUACAAAGAAGGAGAACCCUGUGGUGAUUGCCCCAACGCUUGUGAGAAUGGAUUAUGCAGUGGCACAACUUCUGGAGUGAAACCAAAGAGGACGGAGUCUAUCACAAGGUUUGAAGACGUUUAUUCCAACUGCUCUGCAAAGUCUCCUGGAUGUACCCAUAGCUUCAUCAUUAACUGCCCUGUUUCCUGCCAAUGCAAAACUGUAAUAAAAUAA
Molecule: messenger RNA, 753 nt
Organism: Tauraco erythrolophus (red-crested turaco)
Lineage: Eukaryota; Metazoa; Chordata; Aves; Musophagiformes; Musophagidae
Product: cysteine-rich venom protein TEL1
Cellular component (GO): extracellular region
Source: RefSeq, a predicted model, not a curated record